AGCCGUGGAGUGGCGUGCAUGUGCAGCAGCUCCCCCUGCUGAAGGGCUGAGAGGCGCACUGGGGCCGCCAGCUGGGCUAGGAGCGGAGUGGGGUCAGGAUGGACGAGGACGUGCUGACCACUCUGAAAAUCCUCAUCAUCGGCGAGAGUGGGGUGGGCAAGUCCAGCCUGCUCUUGAGGUUCACAGAUGAUACGUUUGAUCCAGAACUUGCAGCAACAAUAGGUGUUGACUUUAAGGUGAAAACAAUUUCAGUGGAUGGAAAUAAGGCUAAACUUGCAAUAUGGGAUACUGCUGGUCAAGAGAGGUUUAGAGCAUUAACUCCCAGCUAUUACAGAGGUGCACAGGGUGUUAUAUUAGUUUAUGAUGUCACAAGAAGAGACACAUUUGUUAAACUGGAUAAUUGGUUAAAUGAAUUGGAAACAUACUGUACAAGAAAUGACAUAGUAAACAUGCUAGUUGGAAAUAAAAUUGAUAAGGAAAAUCGUGAAGUAGAUAGAAAUGAAGGCCUGAAAUUUGCACGAAAGCAUUCCAUGUUGUUUAUAGAGGCAAGUGCAAAAACCUGUGAUAGUGUACAAUGUGCCUUUGAAGAACUUGUUGAAAAGAUCAUUCAGACCCCUGGACUGUGGGAGAGUGAGAACCAGAAUAAAGGAGUCAAACUGUCACACAGGGAAGAAGGCCAAGGAGGAGGAGCCUGGGGUGGUUAUUGUUCUGUGUUACAAACUCUGGGAAAUUCCAUCUCUUGCAUAUUUGAUCAGAUAGUUACAUCUUUCUGUAUAUAAACUCUUUAACUGCUAUUUUAGGGACCUUGCAGUUUACACAUAGUUAUUUUAUAUUAUAGCAGUAAAUAUUUGCAAGAAAUCCCACUCAUCGGCCCCAGGUAAAAUGUUAUGGUAAGCAUGCACAGUUUGCAGUCUGCGGUUUUUUAUGUGGCACAAAAUAGGUGUUCCUUUAUAAGUACAUUCAAUUUUAUGAUUUACAUUUAUCAUGUAAUUAAAAAAUCCAUCUACUAUAUGUUGAUACAAAGUCUGCUUUUGGUAUUCUUUUUGCUUAAAUACUCCUAUUAAUUUCUGAUUACUUGGUACGUAGAACUCCUAGAACCACAGGGAAGAAUAGAGGUAUCAUCAAACAUGGCGAAUUUUCUCUCAGGAAUAAUAAAGGGCAUGAUUCCACAGCUUUU
Sapajus apella (tufted capuchin) is the source of this 1177-nucleotide messenger RNA. Its product is annotated as ras-related protein Rab-18-like. Gene Ontology annotation, molecular function: GTP binding; GTPase activity. Bases 99 to 779 code for a protein of 226 amino acids. The record is from RefSeq and is a predicted model, not a curated record. The transcript has a single exon. Lineage: Eukaryota; Metazoa; Chordata; Mammalia; Primates; Cebidae.